Messenger RNA from Oryza sativa Japonica Group (Japanese rice), 1632 nucleotides. NCBI's taxonomy places the organism in Eukaryota, Viridiplantae, Streptophyta, Magnoliopsida, Poales, Poaceae. The record is from RefSeq and is a predicted model, not a curated record.
CUUCUUCGUCCAACGCGCAAACAGAAAAAGAAAAAAAAAACCGAAGCACCAAAGAAAGGCUCAGCUUCUUCUCCUCCUCCUUCCUCGACCGCUCAAACCACCAACGCUGGCCUUUGCACUCCUCCUGCUCGGGUUCAUCUUCCCUGCAAAUCUUUGAGCUCUACGAGUGCCGGAUCGACUGGGUUGCGAGAUUUCCAUGAAAAAGGCGCGGUUUUGGGACGGUCCUCGUGAGCAGAGCCGACCGCGGUGGUUUCCCCAGGGGAGGGGUCUCGCUGGCGGCGGGGGGUUCUGAAUUUUUUUGCCCCGCUCUUCCCGUUGUUUUGGUUCGUGUUUUUAGCCCUCGGAUUGGUGCUGAGGGGGAUUUUGGAAGACAUGUCGAGGUUUUGCUGCUUCGGUGCUGGUUGCUCCGAGUUCUCGGGGCAUGCAUCAACCAGCUCUGGUAAAGGGAAAGGUAUUCAAGGCCAAGUGAAGGUAAGCUAUGGGUUUUACCUUGUAAGAGGGAUGACGAAUCAUCCAAUGGAGGACUAUCAUGUCGCGGAACUUGCAGAAGAGAAAGGAAACGAACUUGGUCUUUUCGCUAUUUUCGAUGGCCAUCUAGGAGAUACUGUUCCUGCAUACUUGCAGAAGAACUUAUUUGCAAACAUUUUGAAUGAGGAGGAGUUUUUGACACAACCAGAUAGAGCAAUCAUAAAAGCUUAUGAAAAGACAGACCAAGCAAUCCUGUCACAUACUCCAGAUUUGGGACAAGGUGGCUCCACUGCUGUAACAGCAAUUCUUUUGAAUGGCAGGAAGUUGUGGGUCGCAAAUGUUGGCGAUUCGCGAGCUGUUCUUUUGAAAGGUGGUAGGCCAAUACAGAUGUCGACUGACCAUGAUCCGAAUGUCGAGCGUAGUGCUAUUGAAAAUAGGGGUGGCUUUGUUUCAAACAUGCCAGGAGAUGUUCCCCGAGUCUGUGGUCAGUUGGCUGUCUCCAGAGCUUUUGGCGACAGGAAUCUAAAGUCACUAUUGAAGUCAGAGCCUGAUAUAAAAGUUGAAGAUAUAGAUUACACUGCUGAGCUUCUUGUCCUUGCGAGCGAUGGACUUUGGAAGGUAAUGAACAAUCAGGAGGUCGUUGAUGUGGCCAAAAGAUUCAAGGAUCCACAAGCAGCUGCCAAGCAAUUAACAGCUGAGGCAUUGAAAAGAGACAGUAAAGACGACAUAUCGUGCGUUGUUGUUCGGUUCAGGAUGUAAUUGGUUGCAGGCAACUCGUGAAGGUUUGGAUUGUCACCGAGGCGGAACUGAUUAUAGAGCAAAUCAUAGGUUGCCUGCGAAGUUAGUGGUGAUCCAAACAAAUAACUCACUGGGAUGUUGGUUGUAAAUGAUGUGUUGGCUCCAUUAUAUGUUCAUAUAUAAAUGCGCUAGAAGUAUUUGUUUGGCGAUUCAAAGGUACAUGUGUGAGGCUCAUAGCUGUCUAAAUAGCUAUUAUCUUCUGUAAAUAAUGGUUGCAGAUAUUUGGAAGUUCACCUUGCUUCAUUGUGUGAGUACCAUUUAGUUUGUACUGCUCCUCUUGCUUUGUAUUGAAUUGGUACUCAAACCACAUAUGUCUACAAAUGCGUUAAAAACAGCAAGAGGACGGCCGGUAUGCUUAAUAGCUUA